AUGUGGAAGGCACUUUUUUUGCUGGUCUUGUUGGCGCUCAGCCCUGGUGCUGAUGGGCUGUUUCGAUCCUUGUACAGAAAAGCCCAUGUUUCCAGACCACGUAAAGGAAACCCAGGACAGCCGUUAUUUCUGACUCCUUAUAUUGAAAGUGGGAAACUUGCAGAAGGGAGACAGUUGAGUUUGGUACCUCCUUUCCCAGGAUGGAAUUUGACAAGCUAUUCCGGCUACAUCACCGUGAAUAAGACUUACAACAGCAACAUUUUCUUCUGGUUCUUUCCUGCAAAGAUAGAGCCACAGAAAGCGCCUGUUGUCCUUUGGCUGCAAGGGGGGCCAGGAGGCUCAUCCAUGUUUGGUCUCUUUGUGGAACAUGGACCUUACAUUGUCAGAGAAAACAUGACUUUGGGUGCCAGAGACUUUCCUUGGACCACUACGUUUUCCAUGCUCUACGUUGAUAAUCCCGUGGGCACAGGUUUCAGUUUUACUGACCAUGUCCAUGGAUAUGCGAUAGAUGAGGAUGACGUGGCCCGAAACUUAUACAGUGCAUUAGUUCAGUUUUUCGAGUUGUUUUCUGACUAUAGAGACAAUGACUUUUAUGCCACUGGGGAGUCUUACGCUGGGAAGUAUGUGCCUGCCAUUGCCCACUACAUCCACAUACUCAACCCUGUGACGACCAUGAAGAUCAACCUGAAGGGAAUUGCUCUCGGAGACGCGUAUUCUGAUCCCAAGUCGAUCAUAGAGGGCUACCCAUCAUUCCUGUUCCAGAUUGGCUUGCUGGAUGAGCAGGAGAAAAAGCACUUCCAGAAGCAGUGCAAUGAUUGCGUGAAAUUCAUCCACCAUGAGAAGUGGCUUCAAGCCUUUGAAUUACUGGACCGACUACUAGACGGUGGCUUAAUAAGCGAACCUUCUUACUUCCAGAAUGUUACAGGAUGUUCUAAUUACUACAACCUUUUACUGUGCACGGAGCCUGAUGACCAAAGUUACUACGGGAAAUUUUUGUCCCUCCCCCACGUGAGACAAGCCAUCCAUGUGGGAAACCAGACUUUUAGUGAUGGAGCCAAAGUUGAAAAGUACUUGCGAGAAGAUACCGUCAAGUCGGUGAAACCAUGGUUAGCCGAAAUCAUGAAUAAUUACAAGGUUCUAAUCUACAAUGGCCAACUGGACGUCAUUGUGGCAGCUUCCCUAACAGAGCGCUCCUUGAUGGCCAUGGACUGGAAAGGAUCUCAGAAAUACAAGAAGGCAGAAAAAAAAGUUUGGAGGAUUCUUAAAUCUGAUCCUGAAGUGGCUGGUUAUGUACGGCAAGUGGAUAACUUCUGUCAGGUAAUUGUUCGAGGUGGAGGCCACAUUUUGCCCUAUGACCAGCCUCUGCGAGCUUUUGACAUGAUUAAUCGAUUCAUUUUUGGAAGAGGAUGGGAUCCUUAUUGA
Rangifer tarandus platyrhynchus (Svalbard reindeer) is the source of this 1422-nucleotide messenger RNA. NCBI's taxonomy places the organism in Eukaryota, Metazoa, Chordata, Mammalia, Artiodactyla, Cervidae. The record is from the annotation of a GenBank genome assembly.